Owenia fusiformis is the source of this 3028-nucleotide messenger RNA. NCBI's taxonomy places the organism in Eukaryota, Metazoa, Annelida, Polychaeta, Sabellida, Oweniidae. The record is from the annotation of a GenBank genome assembly.
AUUUGGCUAGAGACUCGAGUAAGUUCUAAGCACCUUGAGUUUACUCGAGUCUAGCCAAAUUACUUGCACACUGUGGCCGAAGAAUAAGGUAACCUUGAGUCACAAGACUCCGGUAUAAUGAUUGGUGGCAGUAGUCUUGCAAAUAAUAUGGACGCCAUGGGUGAUGGGCCAGAAGUCCAUGAUAGGAACAUCGAUGAUAUCCUGGCCCGUGCUGCAGAUGGUUCGGACGAAUCACAGUAUAAAGCGGGCUUGCAUUUCGAAUCUCUUGCUAAGUCUGGAAUCGACAAAGAGGCGAAUGCCAUCGAAGCAGUUCAUUGGUUGAUACAGGCCUCUAAACAAUGCCAUGUUGGUGCAACUGAAAAAUUGUCAGUGUGUACAGAGUCAGGUUUUGGUAUAACCAAAGACAACAAGGGGGCUGUCCAAUGGUGUGUUGACACGAACAAUGUAGAGAAAAAACUACGGAGUGCGGCAAGGAAUAUGUUUCGGUCUAUUAAUCCUCUUGCGCGGGCGACUGAUCAACCACAUGGAAAUGGCGGAAAAUUUGAACCAGCAAUUCUGGAGAUCACAGAUGAAGAAAAGAAAAUCUUAGAAAACUCAGGUAUAAUAGGUGAUAUUGCCGACCUAACAGAAGACGAGUUUGUCGAGAGGAUUAGCGAGGAGUUGGAGAAAAUGCGUGCUGGGGAAGCAGACGAGACAAAAGUGAUGGAGGAGUUUGAAAACUUAGAUUUUACAAUGAAGAUAGUAAAGUACCCUGGUCUUUCAAGUAAAGUAGCCAUAGAUUUCGUAAUAGAGAAUGCAUCUGUGACGGAUCUCCUGCUUGCUAUGGUUCCAGUGGAUCAAAUCUUCGUGAUCGUCUGCUUUAUUCUGUACAGCCUCGUUUCCAUUGACAUGGUGACCUUCACGAUUCCAUUGUUCGUAUUCUACAUGUCUCUUGGAGUAAUGAUCACAUCUACUUUGCAAAUGUUCAAAGCAAGGAGAAGGACAAGAUCUUUGACGAAUUGGUCUAAUGUUUUAACUCGAUUCCAAAGUAGCGUGGCUGAGGAUACUGAAUCAAAAUUCCGUUGGAGUUCUAUGCGGCCAUAUUGGAGCUUCUUCAUCGGAUUAAUGGGAUUGGUGAUAACGUUUUCUAUGACUGAUAAAGGCUGGAUACCAUGCUCCGAACUGAGUAUGAUAUCAUUUUUCCUUUCUGCAUGUUGUUUUACAGCAUUGAGUGACCACCAUGAUCAUUUCGCCAUCGCUGCUAUGGUGCUUGAGUUGAUAUCAAAUAUAUCGUCAUUCAUUGACAAAGUUCCCGAGAACCAUUGGGCAACUGAGACGCUUGAGAUUCUCGUAACAUCAUGGUAUAAGAUCGAAGUAUAUGACGGAACUUACAUCGAUAUCAGCGUCCCUUCGGUGUCAUAUAUGCUGAUAGGUUUGACUUUCCUACGUCUAGCCAUGAUGAAUAAUGGGCAAGGUGUGUAUAAGCGUCUUAUUCCACACUUGGUGUGUUUUUUCUGGUGGCAGGUUGGGGUAAUGCUGUACAGAUACGCCACCUGGUUUGGAUUCGCUAGAGCUUGUGUAGGAUGGUUAACAAUACUCCUGCUACUACCUUUAUUUGGUGCUUUUAUAUUCUGCUGGGUGAUCUACUAUUCAUGGUAUAUGCUGACACACAAAUUGUUCCUACGUUAUGCCACUACAUGCGCUCUUGUUCUCAUUCCAACAUUGGUGAUCAUCAUUGGCUUGAAACUGUCUUCCAUCGAUUGGUCCAAAAUAACGAAAAGAGCUAAAAUGAUAUUAGGCAUAUCUUGCGUGGUUUUAUUGGUGUCGGCUCUCUCUGGUGGAACGAUAUACGCGAUGUCUGAUGAAGAUGUUGAUGCUAUUAAAGAAAUCAAACUUGUGGACUGGGAUACGUAUGAUGAACUAUGUGGAAAAUCUGCUUGGGCUAAAACAAACAUUGCCGAUGUUAAAAUAAAAUGUGCACAUUUUGUCGGUGCUAAGGUUGCUUUUAAGGGUCGUAUAAACGAUGUUGAUGUUAACAUUGAAAACAGUGUAAAGAAGAUUUUGGAUUCAUUUCCAACGGGACUUGCAGAGUGGUUUAAAUGCGCUUAUGGACAGAGAUAUAACCCAUGUUCCAAGGAAACUGAUCCAAAUGCUCUAAACUACUGUAGAAUUAGAAGUUUGCAACCAAGAGCUUGUCAUGUACAAAACCAGAACUCAUACACGUUUAAGGUCAAAGUUCAAAUUCUCGAAGACGAUUCUCUCGUCACCCUGAUUGCAGGCGAUAGUUUUAAGGCAUAUAUGCUGUCAGCAAAGGUUGGACACGAGAUAUCAUUCCAUGCGAAACUCAAGGAUAAUAUAGGUGGUAGAGAUCCUAUCCUUCAGCUUACACACGUACACUCUGAGAGGUCACGUGAGAACGAGAAUGACUUUGAUCGCGAUGACGUCACGGAAGAGGAAACCUCUCUUCUUGAUACAUUGAUUCGGUCUCUUGAAUUUAUGUCAGAUUUCCUACUUUUUCCCCUUGUCAUUCAUGAAUGAUAAUCAGAAUACUAUCGGACAACGUUCAAUCACUUUAAUGCCUGACUAUGAUAUUAUGUUAUACUUUAAGUUGAUUCUCGUUAGCUUCACUGUGUAAUGAUACUUUAAUUACAUAUAAACAACUAAAUUAUUAAUGCCAAAGUCUAGGAAUAUACUGUAGAUAUAGGAUUGUUAUCAUCACAGCUGACAUGGUUUAAUUGGGAAUUUCAAUUGUACUUAUAUUUUCAGCGUUUUAGAUUUGAAUAAUUUUGAAUUCAGUUUGAAUAAUUUUGAAUUCCGAUAAAAAUAUUAAAAUAAAAGUAAUCUAAAGUCGUUUACAGGUACUUUAAUACAAUAGAAUCAAAAAAAUUGUGCAUGACCUAACACAGAUAAAUUUGGUAAUAAUGGUUUCUAAAUAUAUGUGUUCAGACUCUUAGAUAAGAUAAUUAACGGUAAUGAUACCAAAAUAAAAGUGAAGUACUUUAAUGUAAUAAUAUAAUUAUAUUUACAAUUAACCAUAAUUUUGUAGUGA